Messenger RNA from Fusarium proliferatum ET1, 486 nucleotides. RefSeq lists its product as uncharacterized. The coding region runs from base 1 to 486 and encodes 161 amino acids. The record is from RefSeq and is a predicted model, not a curated record. NCBI's taxonomy places the organism in Eukaryota, Fungi, Ascomycota, Sordariomycetes, Hypocreales, Nectriaceae. The transcript has a single exon.
AUGACUCAGCUCACCAAGCUUCUCAUUAUUAUGGCAGCCGCCAGCGCAACCUUCAGCGCCCCAACCAUGAAACCUCGUCAGCUCGCGGGCGAAGGCAGCUUCUUCGACUCGGUCUUCACCGGCACCGAUAACGGUGUCGGCUAUGGUGUUGAAAACGCAGAAGACAACGCUGCCACUCUCAUCGGGGGCAAAACUACCACUGCAGGUGGAGGCAGCACCAGCAACCCACCUCCACCACCACCAAAAGUCAAGAGACAGGCUGAUAAGAUUGCGAAUGGCGCUUCUACUGAUCUGCACGCCGUUGGACAAGACAAGGCUGCGGACCUUGUUCAGACUGAUGGAGAUGAUAUUGAUGGGCAGCUGACCCAGGAUGCGGGUACUCUUGGAGCUCAGGUUGGAGGAGAUGAGGAGGAUGUUCUUGAGCGCACGGGCGAUAUGGUUCCCAGUAAGAUGCCCACUCGCCGUGCUCGGGUCAUUUAUUAUUAA